Molecule: messenger RNA, 771 nt
Organism: Puccinia triticina
Lineage: Eukaryota; Fungi; Basidiomycota; Pucciniomycetes; Pucciniales; Pucciniaceae
Exons: 5
Coding region: 1-771 (256 amino acids)
Source: RefSeq, a predicted model, not a curated record
AUGUGCGCCGCUGUUCGGGCAGCACUCGUGCCAUUCGUGCUUGCCGGACGAGUCAAAGCCGGGCACUUAGCACAAGCGCCUUAUGAUAGACGGAGGAAUCCAUUUGCAGCUCCGCAAGGUCCGGGAGAGGGUGGCUUUGAUAGACGGAGAAGCCGUUCUGCAGCCCGACCACGAGAGGCCAACCUCUCCCUGAAGCGGGCUCUCUUCUUGGAUCCGCGCCAUGCUCGACAUUGCAAGUGCGAUGUGUGUCCCGAGUAUGCGGAGUUGACGCGCGGAGAUCUUGAUCGGAUGGGAGAAACAUUGUCAAACAGCGAGCUCAAUCUUUAUCUUGAACUGCAGAAACAGCGGCUGGCCAUGCAACAGCCAUCAAUCCCCCAAAGGGCGAUGCAGAAUCUGAAGAAACUACUAAGAACCAACCCUAACUCAACCAUCCCCAAAUCUAAUACCUGUAAUAAGUGGGUGGAGAAGUCACUCCGAUAUUUUUCCCGGGUGGACAACAUGGAGACGCCAGCAGAGAACAAGGGUGUAGUGGAAAAAGUGGACCCAAUAACAAACGAAAACCUAGAAGAGCCUGAGGAGGAGCCACUGGUACCACUAAUGUGGGAUGGAGACAUACCAGAAGAACCUUUCGUGUCUGUGGUCACCUGGCCGGGUGAGGAGGAGGCGGAACCAGAAACAGCGGCCGCAGCUCCUCCUCAUCAAGCACCAGACGGCAGCAGUGAGGAAACGAGGGAAGAAAGGGCGCUGAGGGGCCGAGAAAACCUUCCCUGA